Plodia interpunctella (Indianmeal moth) is the source of this 1345-nucleotide messenger RNA. RefSeq lists its product as uncharacterized. Bases 273 to 1211 code for a protein of 312 amino acids. The transcript has a single exon. The record is from RefSeq and is a predicted model, not a curated record. Lineage: Eukaryota; Metazoa; Arthropoda; Insecta; Lepidoptera; Pyralidae.
AUGCUUCAGAUCUGACGAACUAUAGGCCUAUCUCACUCGCCACUGUAAUAGCCAAAGUACUGGACAGUCUGCUUGACAAACAUUUGGGAGCGCAUAUUGACUUGCACGAUAACCAAUUUGGCUUUAGACCUGGCCUGUCUACCGAAAACGCGAUCCUAUGUCUCAAGCAAACUGUGCAGUAUUAUACAAAGAGGAAGACACCAGUUUUUGCCUGUUUCCUGGACUACUCAAAAGCGUUUGAUUCCAUCGCAUAUGAUGUACUCUGGGAAAAGAUGGCUAACGACACUACGCUGCCUCGGGAUGUUAUAUCAAUAUUUAAAUAUUGGUAUAGUAACCAGAGGAAUAGUGUGAGGUGGGCUGGCGUGCACUCGGACGUAUAUAGGUUGGAAUGCGGGGUGAGGCAGGGGGGAAUGAGCUCACCGAAGCUGUUCAACCUGUAUAUGAACCGACUGAUUGGGGAGCUCAACAGCACCAACAUAGGUUGUCACAUAGACGGGGUGUGUAUUAACAACAUUGGAUACGCCGACGAUAUGGUGCUGUUGAGCCCUUCGAUCGGUGCACUGCAGAGGCUGAUAAACAUCUGCGAGACGUAUGCGGAAUCUCAUGGGCUCAGAUAUAAUGCCCGCAAAAGUGAAUUUUUAAUUUUCAAGUCUGGGGCUAAAACUUAUACCACUACGCCAGUACGGGUGUGUGGCACAGAAUUGAACAAAGUGGAUAAGUUUAAGUAUCUGGGCCAUUGGAUAACCGAUACGUUAAGUGAUAACUUGGAUAUUGAGCGCGAGCGCAGAGCGAUGGCUGUGCGCUGUAAUAUGUUAGCCCGCAGAUUCGCGCGUUGUAGCAAGGAUGUUAAGGUGACACUUUUUAAAGCUUACUGUCAGUCCUUCUACACGUGCAGUCUGUGGGCGGACUAUACGCAGCGCGCAUACAGCGCUUUGCGCGUUCAAUACAAUGACGCGUUCAGAAUAUUGUUUGGGCUGCCGCGUUUUUGCAGCGCGUCUAAAAUGUUUGCCGACGCCAAUACUGAUUGCUUCUAUGCAAUUAUUAGAAAGCGAUGUGCGGCUCUUUUAAUGCGACUACGUUCCAGCUCAAAUAAUAUUAUCCGUGUCCUAACCGACCGAUGGGACUCCCCAUUACUGUCUCACUGGAUUCGUCUUCACACCACGGUGGAUGUACAAAUACCGGUGACCAGGGGGUGGGAUCCUAGCUGGUAGGACGUACUGUUUUGUGUCUUAUGUGUGAUAUUUUUGGAUAAGUACUGUUUUCUGUUACUAACACUAGUUUUAAGUUACUUUGUAAAUUACUAACAAUAUAUGGAUUACGUCCGAAAUAAACAUUUAUUUAUUUA